This is a messenger RNA of Dermatophagoides farinae (American house dust mite), 2301 nucleotides long. RefSeq names its product hydroxymethylglutaryl-CoA synthase (gene Hmgs). The record is from RefSeq and is a predicted model, not a curated record. Gene Ontology annotation, biological process: acetyl-CoA metabolic process. NCBI's taxonomy places the organism in Eukaryota, Metazoa, Arthropoda, Arachnida, Sarcoptiformes, Pyroglyphidae. Gene Ontology annotation, molecular function: hydroxymethylglutaryl-CoA synthase activity.
CAACAACAAAAGAUCUAAGAAUCAACAACAAUAUCUAGAAGCCGGUGAAAACGUUUAAUCUUAAAAUAUUAAUUUUGAAAAUCAAACAAGAACCAUAUUGUUCAGAAUUUUGUCAUUCAUAAUCAUUCGAUUUCAUUCUGAUCAAUCAAAUUGUUUAAUUAUUAUUAGUCAUCAUCAUGAUUUGAAUGGUAAUCAUGGCAAUGCAAUAUAGACAGUCAUGAUGAUGAUGAUCAUGAUCAUCAUCAUCAUCAUCCGAUUCGAAUCCAUCAACACAAACACGUCAUGACCAUCAAUCACUAAUAGUAUAUAUUUAUUAACACACACACAUUUCAUUAAUUUCUCUAGGAAAAAAAAUUACUAUUUGGAGUCCAUCGUUUUCAUCUGAUUUUGAACAUUUUGUACACCGUUUCGUAUUAUAUAAUUGUAUUUGCUAUUGUAUUUUGAAAUCAUUGUCAUAAAAUUAAAUAAAUCGAAUCAAAAUGCCUGUGAAUCAAAUUCAAAAUGGAACAUCAUCAUCAUCAUCAGCAGCAGCAGCUACGAAUGGAUGUAAAUGGCCAGAGAAUGUUGGCAUCAUUGCAAUGGAUAUUUAUUUUCCAUCAUCAUAUGUUGAUCAAACUGAUUUAGAAGAAUUUAAUGGCGUAUCCAAAGGUAAAUAUACCAUUGGUCUUGGCCAAUUAAAAAUGGGUUUCACCGAUGAUCGUGAAGAUAUAUCAUCAAUUUGUUUGACGGUUACGGAAAGUUUGUUGAAAAAAUAUCAAAUUUCACCGGUGGAUAUUGGUUUCCUUAUGAUUGGUACCGAAACGAUUAUUGAUAAAUCGAAAAGCAUCAAAACUGUAUUGAUGGAUUUGUUUAAAGAUAGUGGAAAUACCGAUAUUGAAGGUAUCCAUGCUACGAAUGCAUGUUAUGGUGGUACCGCUUCGUUGUUUCAUGCAAUCGAUUGGAUUGAAUCAAGUAGUUGGGAUGGACGUUAUGCAUUGGUUGUUGCGGCCGAUAUUGCUGUUUAUGCUAGCGGUGCAGCUAGACCUACCGGCGGAUGUGGUGCCGUUGCAAUGUUGAUCGGGCCAAAUGCAGCAAUAGUUUUGGAUCGUAAAGUUCGUUCCACUUAUAUGGCCAAUGUUUAUGAUUUUUAUAAGCCAGAUCUCUCAUCGGAAUAUCCAUACGUUGAUGGCCCAUUAUCUAAUCAAUGCUAUCUACAAGCAUUGGAUCAAUGUUUUAAUUUAUAUUUCGAUAAGGCCAAUCGUAAUCGAGAUGAAUUGCUGAACCAUAACAAUCAUUCUGAACAACAAUCGAUGAUCGAAUUAAGCCAUUUUGAUGGAAUCAUUUUUCAUGCACCUUAUUGUAAAUUAGUACAAAAAUCGGUGGCACGUAUGCAUUUGCUCAACAAUCUUCGCUUACAAGCACAUGAUCCAAGUCGAUUCGAUACAAAAUUAGAGAAAUAUAGGAAUGUUAAACUGGAAGAAUCGUAUAAUGAUCGUGAAAUGGAAAAAUUGUUGCUUACAUUGAGUUCGGAGAAUUUCAACAAACGUACUGAUCCAAGUUUAAUGUUGGCUCGUGAAAUUGGUAACAUGUAUACGGCAUCCCUUUAUGCUUGUGUUAUUUCCUUUAUUCUCAGUGAUUCAGUGGAAAAUCUAACUGACAAACGCCUUUUGCUAUUUUCCUAUGGUUCUGGUUUGGCUGCAUCAAUGUUUUCGGCACGUGUAACAAAAGAUAAAGCAAUAUUAUCACGAUUAAUGAAAGGUUUGACCGAUGUUCAACCACGAUUACAACAACGACAACGUGUGCCACCAACAAAAUUCGAAGAAACAUUGAAUCUUCGUGAAAAGACACAUAAUAUUGCACCAUAUGAACCUACUGGUGAUGUUUCAUCAUUAAUGGCCGGUACUUAUUAUAUUACCGAUAUUAAUCAAAAAUAUCAUCGAACAUAUUCAAAAGUUCAAUGAUGAUAUGAUUUAUUGAUUUUUUUUGAGCAAGAAAAAAAAAUUAUCAUGUGAUGUAAUGAAGAUAUAACUAUUCGAUAGAUGAAAAAACAUAUAUACUAGGCUACUAUAUAAUACGUACUUGAUAAUAUGAAACAAACAAACAAAUAUAUUCAAAUCAAUACUACAUGUGGAUUAUUAAUUAAUCUUUUCUUAUUAUUAUUAUUUUAACACUGUGUUUGUGUGUUGAAUCUUCUAAUUAUAUAUUCUUCUUAUGUGUAUUUUUGAUUUAUUUUUUUCUUAUUUACGCAAUUCUAUUUUUAUUAUUUAAAAUUUUUUUUUCCCCAUUAAUUUUAUGCAAUAAAAAAGAUUCUAUGAAACAAAA